This is a messenger RNA of Anisakis simplex (herring worm), 1575 nucleotides long. Lineage: Eukaryota; Metazoa; Nematoda; Chromadorea; Rhabditida; Anisakidae. The record is from the annotation of a GenBank genome assembly.
AUGGUUUCGGUAGCAGUCAAGAACUUCUUCCGCGAGACUGUGCUCGUGUCGGCGUUGCUUUUUGGUGGGGUGAUUCGUCCGAGUCUGAUCUCGUUAGUGUACGUGUUAUUGGCACUUAUCGGUCCCCUGCUCGCACCGAUCAAUAAGCACUAUCCAUCAGUAUCGAUCCCGAUCAAGGUCUAUCUGAUACUCACGACAAUCGUCUCGAUCGGAUUCACGAUCGCGCAGUGCGUUUACCAGUGCUAUGAGGUGAUCAACACACCGAAUAUCGAAGACUACACCAGGGAUUGCGCCAACUCAACGCUGCACUUCUGGAUGCGGCAGAUCGGCUUUGUGAGAGUGAAGGGGGGUGUAGGUUUGGACACGAUUCGGGUGAUCGCGCCCGAGAUUCUUUCAUCGUUAUCAUCACUGAUAACUGCGAUAAUCUGCUUAAUAUUAUCACACCAGAAUGAUAAUCUGCAGUAUCAACACAUUGGCAAUAUGGAUUCGAGUGGGGCGAACAUCUCACAGGUACAUCCUGUGACUGGUUCACCAAGAGCCACAGUGCAGCAGCAGCAGCAAGAACAGUCUGGUGUCUCGAAAUCGCUGAAAUUCGUGAAUGCGCUCGUAGUGGCAUUGAAACGCUUAGGUGAUGUGGCUAUAAUUCUAUUCAUUGGCCUCGUUGGUAUUAUUCAGCCAUCGAUAUUGAAUUCGAUGUAUUUCAUAUCGUUUCUGUUCGUAGUCACGUGGUGGUCAUCGUACACGCCGUUCCAUAGACGUUGCAAUAAUAGCAUAAAACGUGUACUCAUUUUGUAUUCGGCCGUUCAUUUCAUUCUCAUUUAUAUCUAUCAAAUACCAUUCAUACAACACGCGAUUCCGUCUGAUUGAUUGAUAGGUUUUGCAAGUAUAGUGGAAAAUGAGUGUCCAGAGUGGUGGGCAUUGAAAGUGGUAUGGAUACGUGACACGAAUCAAUGGACGAGCAUAGUGAAUGCAGCGUUGAUAUUGGUGUUAUAUUACACGUUGAUAAUACAGUACAAGUACUCGAGAGGAGGCGUUCUCAGGUCGAUGCGAUACGUGGCCACUUCGGAGAGUUCGAUUCAUGAAGAUUUAUUGGUGGACGGAGAGGAAGUGGAUAGUGGGGAUGGUGGUGCUGUUGGUGCUGCAGUGGAGAGUGUACAGUUGCAACCGAUAACGUCGAGCGUGAUUGAUAGGCAGAAGAUUGCAGCGAUAUUUCGAGAUGAAAAUGGUGAUGGCUCAGCUCCAUCCGAAGGACUCGUAUCGAUUUUAUCGUUUUGUCUUUAUCACGGUUACAUGCUCGCUUCAUUAUCGAUGCUGAUUUGGGGUCUGCUGUAUCAUUCGAUAUUCGGUUUAAUUUUCCUUAUAACAGCGCUUAUUUCGUUUGCGUUUAAAGAUGCACGUUCGGUUGCAUUCGCAACGUCACCAGUGCUGCUGUUCUAUGCGGAGUUUCUAUUAGUGGCGCAGUACAUAUGUAGUAUGGAUAUUUCGAAAGAAAUAGCAAAAAGUGAUCUGCUUGAAAUGGUCGGGUUCGUAAUGGCUGAAGAUCGAGUGGCAGCGUUUGUAACGCUCUUGGUCAAG